AUGACUCCGCAAGCAUCAGCCGAUCAGCUCCAAGGCCAGGAACCGGAACGUCGCCCAGGCAAGAGACCAGCACCACGCGGAACCGCCUUCUACCCGCGAAAACGGGCCAAUACGGCCUGUCAAGUGUGUCGGAGCAGGAAGACUAAAUGCGACAAUCUCAAACCGACAUGCUCAUACUGUCUCAGCGUCGGGGCGAACUGCAUUCAGUCCCCAGUCGAUCUGUCGGCAUUUGACCCCGCAAGUCUCAAGAUUCUGGAGCGAUUGGAUGAGCUGGAAAAGAUACUUCGCGAUACGCGAGACAAUGACUCUCAUUCAGCACCAGCUGUUGGUUUUGGGCAAGCAGAUGGCCCUGUCCAGGAAUUGCCUACUGUUGAAGAGUCUCCCGUGGGGGAACUAGACCAUUCACCUAUGAGCGAUAUACCAUUGAGGAGUAUCCUGCCAGAGAAAAUGGAAAGCCUUCUCCUCUGGUCCGUUCUCUCACGAGACAUGUCGGCCCAUGCAACACUUCAGAACGAUGCUCCCCAACCAUCACCGUCUUAUUCACCUGGUUGUCACUCGCUAGCGGAUAUAGCGGAUUUAGACACCCAGGGUGUGAAGGUGCUUUUGGAUAACUUCUUUGCGCACGUACACUGCAAGAACCCAAUCCUGGAGGAAGCAGCUGCAAGGAGGGUUGUUCUCAAUGUCGUUAUUGAGGGGAUUGAUUGGUCGCCAGGAUCAUGUUUAACAUUGAUCAUUUGCGCCUUGGGAAAGAUAGCUACAUCUCUUGACGCCACUUUCCAUCUACGACCUGACUCGACGCAGUAUCUCGAGGCUCAAGCGUUGUUCCAAGCAGCGCAGAAGAGAAUCGGAACACUUAUGGCUCGAUCUGAUAUUAUUUCCGCGCAAUGUUUCUUUCUGUCUGGAGUCUAUCUUAUGAGCACUUUCAGGCCAUUCGAAGCCUGGCGAUAUUUCUCACAGGCACUAGCAACGUGUCAAACACUGCCCUUUCUGCAGAAAGCACAAUUCUUAAGCGCCUCUGAUGGGCCAGAGUUUCCAAGACCGGAAUUGGGUGAAACACAACAAGAAGCUGUGUACUGGUCUGCUUGGAAGUCUGAGAUGGAAUUAAGAGGAGAACUGUCGCUUCCCGACUAUAGCAUGCCUUAUUCUUCGAGCGUGCUGUAUCCACCUUUCUUCCCUACACCUCCACAUCCUCUGGAGUCAACCAAGACUACAGCUUCCAGCAGACAACAUACAGCCUGGUUGUUUUAUCUAUCCGAGAUAUCUCUUAGGCGGCUCUCCAAUCGCACAUGCAAGGACAUCCUCGAGUUACAUCGCGCAUCAGCCUCGAAUGUGGAGUUUCUAAAGCAACUCGCUCUUAUUGUACCAUCUUAUGAGGCUCAGGCAAAUGAAUGGUCUGAUAGUCUCCCACCAGAGCUCUCAAUCACAUCGAGCCCCGAAGAAGACAACGUAUGUCGAUUUGUCCUCCGCGGCCAUCUGGUAAACUUCCUCGAACGACUCUACUGGCCCUUUGUGAUGGCCCAUCUCGCCGCCCUAGAGGGAGGUAUCACGACACCCGUACCAGGCCUUCAACUUGUAACCAAGGGUUUAGAGUAUCACGUGUUGAACGUCGAUGUCAACCAAGCUGGCUUCCUACAUCGUCAUCACGGAACAUGGUUCAUGAUCCGAGCCCUCGUCCGAUCCGCGACGGUAUUGCUUGCAGCUCGGCUGUUGGGCUCGGCAAUGCCGAACGGUUGGCGAGAAGCGUGUGAGAGAAUUAUGCAAGUUUUGAGAGCAUGGGAGGAUGAUGUAGCAGGGUUGUCACACCAUCGGAUAUUCUUGGAGGAAGUGUUGCAUAAACUUGGCGAUUAA
This is a messenger RNA of Fusarium venenatum, 1848 nucleotides long. RefSeq lists its product as uncharacterized. Gene Ontology annotation, molecular function: zinc ion binding; DNA-binding transcription factor activity, RNA polymerase II-specific. Gene Ontology annotation, biological process: regulation of DNA-templated transcription. The record is from RefSeq and is a predicted model, not a curated record. NCBI's taxonomy places the organism in Eukaryota, Fungi, Ascomycota, Sordariomycetes, Hypocreales, Nectriaceae.